Podarcis lilfordi (Lilford's wall lizard) is the source of this 25066-nucleotide messenger RNA. NCBI's taxonomy places the organism in Eukaryota, Metazoa, Chordata, Lepidosauria, Squamata, Lacertidae. The record is from the annotation of a GenBank genome assembly.
ACUUGGGCUGCCAGAGGAGAAGUCAUGUUUGCGCUCCGAAUCGCCUUGGAUUCGACAGCUUCCUGGUCUUGCUGACAGCAGGUGGAAUCCUGGACGGCGUUGGACUUCAGACUUUUCCCACCCUCCCUGCAGAUAAAAGCAGCUGAGGGGAGGUUCAGAGGGCAGAAGACUGGAGAGGAAGGCGAGGAAGAGGAAGACGGCUCUUCUGCGUGAGAAAUGGACCACCUCAAAGCUGCUGAAGAUGUCAUCUUGGGGCGGCCGAGUAAGCUGUAAGUGGCUGCGCUAUUUUGGGGAAGGGGACACUUGCAGUCGAUAUGAUUCCACCCCCGCUGGAAAUCAGGGGAGAAACGUUGGAGGGGGUGGAAUAGGACGUCCCUAUUUUCACGGGAGAAACGUUGGAGGGGAUGGAAUAGGACGUCCCUCUUUUCAGGGGAGAAACAUUGGAGGGGAUGCAAUAGGACGUCCCUAUUUUCAGGGGAGAAACCUUGGAGGGGAGGGAAUAGGAUGUCCCUAUUUUCAGGGGAGAAACGUUGGAGGGGAUGGAAUAGGACGUCCCUAUUUUCAGGGGAGAAACGGUGGAGGGGAUGGAAUAGGACGUCCCUAUUUUCCAAGGAGAAACGUUGGAGGGGAUGGAAUAGGACGUCCCUAUUUUCACAGGAGAAACGUUGGACGGGAUGGAAUAGGACGUCCCUCUUUUCAGGGGAGAAACAUUGGAGGGGAGGGAAUAGGAUGUCCCUAUUUUCAGGGGAGAAACGGUGGAGGGGAGGGAAUAGGACGUCCCUAUUUUCAGGGGAGAAACGUUGGAGGGGAUGGAAUAGGACGUCCCUAUUUUCAGGGGAGAAACGGUGGAGGGGAGGGAAUAGGACGUCCCUAUUUUCAGGGGAGAAACGGUGGAGGGGAGGGAAUAGGACGUCCCUAUUUUCAGGGGAGAAACGGUGGAGGGGAGGGAAUAGGACGUCCCUAUUUUCAUCAAAGAAAUGUUGGAGGGGAUGGAAUAGGACGUCCCUAUUUUCACAGGAGAAACGUUGGAGGGGAUGGAAUAGGACGUCCCUAUUUUCCAAGGAGAAACGUUGGAGGGGAUGGAAUAGGACGUCCCUAUUUUUAUCAGAGAAACGUUGGAGGGGAUGGAAUAGGACGUCUCUAUUUUCACAGGAGAAACGUUGGAGGGGAUGGAAUACGACGUCCCUAUUUUCAGGGGAGAAACGUUGGAGGGGAUGGUAUAGGACGUCCCUAUUUUCAGGGGAGAAACGUUGGAGGGGAUGGAAUAGGACGUCCCUAUUUUCAGGGGAGAAACGUUGGAGGGGAUGGUAUAGGACGUCCCUAUUUUCAGGGGAGAAAUGUUGGAGGGGAUGGUAUAGGACGUCCCUAUUUCCAGGGGAGAAACGUUGGAGGGUAUGAAAGAUGGGAGUUCAGAAAGGACAUCCCUUCCUGGGACUGCCUCUAUUUCAGGGGUGGCCAACUCCCAAGAGACUGCGAUCUACUCGCGGAGUUAAAAACUGUCAGUGAUCUACCCCCUUUUGGGGGGUUCAGGUCAAACCUGUUGAGUUUUUUCAGGGAGGAGGUAAAAGGUUGAGGGGGUUUUUAGGGGAGCCACAGUUGUUCAGCUUCACUGCAGACGUCCAGUGAUCUUCUGGUAGAUCUACCAGAUCACGAUCUACCUGUUGGACAUGCCUGCGGUCUAUUUGUUAGACCAGGGAUGGGGGAAGAACCCGUUUCAGACGCUUCGGCGCUUAAUCCGGAGUCGCUCCGCUUCUCACGGGUGAAUCCGGAGUCGCUCCGCUUCUCUCGGGUGACUCAGAACCGCUGCCGGCUCAUCCCGGCUGCUGGGCAGGAAGGUGAGAGGAGGAGGAGGAGUCCAAGGUGGCCCGCCGUCACCCUUCGCUUCGGGAGUCAUCGCGGGGAGGCGGAGGGAAAGGUUCAAGGUCUUCCCUCGCGUCCGCGCGCCUCCCUUCUCCCCGCCCAGGAGCCGGGCAUCGGAUCUGCGGAGGCUCCGCGAUGGUCAAGCUCGGAGUCGCCCCGGGACCUGAUAGCCUCUCCUUGACCGACAUCAGGUAGUCACCUCCUUUAGGGAGAGGAGAACCCAGGCGUCCGGGUUUAGGGACAAGCCCCUCCCUCCCUUCCUUCCUCCCUCCCUCCCUUCCUUCCUUCCUUCUCUCUCUCUCUCCCCCUCUCCCUCUUUCUUUCUUUCUUUCUUUCUUUCUUUCUUUCUUUCUUUCUUUCUCCCCCUCUCCCUCUUUCUUUCGCUCUUUUCUUCCUUCCUUCCUUCCUUCCUUCCUUCCUUCCUUCCUUUCUCUCUCUCUCUCUCCUCCCCUCCCUCUUUCUUUUCUUUCUCUUUCUUUUUCUUUCUUUCGCUCUUUUUCUAUCCCUCCCUCCCUCCCUCCUUUCCUUCCUUCCUUUCUCUUUCUCUCUCUCUCUCUCUCUCUCUCUCUCUCUCCCUCCCCUUCUCCCUCUUUCUUUCUUUCUUUCUUUCUUUCUUUUCGCUCUUUUUCCCUCCCUCCCUUCCUCCCUUCCUUCCUUUCGCUCUUUUUCUCUCCCUUCCUUCCGCUCUCUCUCUCUCUCUCCCCCUCUCCCUCUUUCUUUCUUUCGCUCUUUUUCUCUCCCUCCCUCCCUUCCUUCCUUCCUUCCUUCCUCCCUUCCGCUCUCUUUCUCUCCCCCUCUCCCUCUUUCUUUCUUUCUUUCUUUCUUUCUUUCUUUUGUUCUUUUUCUCUCCCUUCCUUCCUUCCUUCCUUCCUUUCUCUCUCUCUCUCUCUCUCUCUCUCUUUCUUUCGCUCUUUUUUUCUCCCUCCCUCCCUCCCUUCCUUCCUUUCUCUCUCUCUCUCCCACUCCCACCUCCGCCUUUCCUAUUUCCAAACCCUCUAAAAAUAAACCUGGCAUCUUCUCUCAAGAAGAACCCUGGUGUCCUGGCGCUCUGCCAGAGACCUCCCGCUUCCAAUGGAUGCAAAGCCCCUUCCCAGCAUCCCAGAAGGGACCCAGGCGUCCUGGCCAGGCUCUCAGCACAGGGGAUUCCCAGCCCACCAGUGAUUCCACUCCCAAUUCUUUCGGGACGUUUGCGCCGGGUGCGCAUGCUCUGCGCAUGUUCUUGUUUGUGAGCCGCCUUGAACUGAAUCAAUAAUAAGAAUAGGCCCCGUCUCCCAGCAACCAGCAGGACCAAUGGUUAGAGGCGGCAGCCAGUUCGGAGCCCGGGAGGGACACCCCCUCGGCUGCUCCUUUUACUGAAGAAAGCCUUUCUCUACUGCUAAAAGUAGAGCUUCCUAGUUCAGGGCAGUCUACCACUGAACAGGCAGGCACUUGGGGAAAGAAGUGACCCCCCUCUGGGGGUUAGAACCAUAAGAUUGUGAGUCGGAGUCAUCUAGUCCAACCCCCCAGCAAUGCGGGUUCCUAGAAGUCUGUGGCCCAGUAGUGAUGUAUGGAAGUGAGAGCUGGACCAUCAAGAAGACUGAUUGCCGAAGAAUGGAUGCUUUUGAAUUCUGGUGCUGGAGGAGACUCUUGAGAGUCCCAUGGACUGCAAGAAGAUCCAACCUCUCCAUUCGGAAGGAAAUCAGCCCUGAGUGCUCACUGGAAGGACAGAUCCUGAAGCUGAGGCUCCAAGACUUUGGCCACCUCAGGAGAAGAGAAGACUCCCUGGAAAAGACCCUGAUGUUGGGAAAGAUGGAGGGCGCAAGGAGAAGGGGACAACGGAGGACGAGAUGGUGGGACAGUGUUCUUGAAGCUACCAGCAUGAGUUUGACCAAACUGCGGGAGGCAGUGGAAGACAGGAGGGCCUGGCCUGCUCUGGUCCAGGGGGUCACGAAGAGGCGGACACGACUAAACAACUAAACAACAACAACAACAAAGAAGUCUGUGGAUGUCCUCUGUUGGAGACAGGACGCUGGGGCAUAGAUGGAUGCUUGUCCUAUGUGAUAUUGGGGCAGAUUGGAGCAAGCACUAUCUGCGGAGAUUGAGGUUGAAUCCUGACAAGACAGAAGUGCUGUUUUGGGGGGACAAGGGGCGGGCAGGUGUGGUCCUGAAUGGGGUCACUGUGCCCCCGAAGGACCAGGUGUGCAGCCUGGGGGUCAUUUUGGACUUACAGCUGUCCAUGGAGGCUCAGAUCAGUUCUGUGUCCAGGGCAGCUCCAUCUGGUACGCAGGAUGAGACCCUCCCUGCCUGCAGACUGUCUGGCCAGAGUGGUACAUGCUCUGGUUAUCUCCCGCUUGGACUACUGCCAUGUGCUCUCCGUGGGGCUGCCUUGGAAGGUGACCCAGAAACUGCAAUUAAUCCAGAAUGCGGCAGCCAGACUGGGGCCUGGGAUCGGCCGCCGGGACCACAUAACACCGGUUCUGAGAGAUCUGCAUUGGCUCCCAGGACGUUUCUGACCACAAUUCAAAGUGUUGGUGCUGACCUUGAAAGCCCUAAACGGCCCAGUAGACCUGAAGGAGCAUCUCCACCCCCAUCUUCCAGCCCGAACACCUGGAUCCAUCUCCUGGGGGCCUUCUGGCACUUCCCUUCCUGCGAGAAGUGAGGUUGCAGGAAACCAGGCAGAGGGCCUUCUUGGUGAUGGCACCCGCCCAGUGGAACGCCCUCCCAUCAGAUGUCAAGGAAAUAAGCAACUAUCUGGCUCUUAGAAGACAUCUGAAGGCAGCCCUGUUUAGGGAAGCUUUUCAUAUUUAAUGAAUUACAGUGGUACCUUGGGUUAAGAACAUAAAUACAGUGGUACCUCUGGUUACGUACUUAAUUCGUUCUGGAGGUCCAUUCUUAACCUGAAACUGUUCUUAACCUGAAGCACCACUUUACCUAAUGGGGCCUCCUGCUGCUGCCGACACACGUUUUCUGUUCUCAUCCUGAAGCAAAGCUCUUAACCCGAGGUAAUAUUUCUGGGUUAGCAGAGUCUGUAACCUGAAGUGUCUGUAACCCUAGGUACCACUGUAUUGUAUUUUAAUAUUUUGCUGGAAGCCGCCCAGAGUGGCUGGGGAAACCCGGCCAGAUGGGCAGGGUAUAAAGAAUGAAUUAUUAUUAUUAUUAAUAAUAAUAACAGAGACACCCAUCUUUUGUGGCCCAUGGGAAGGCAUGCAUAUAUCUUGGCUACCGUAUUUUUUGCUCUAUAAGACUCACUUUUCCCCUCCUGAAAAGGGGAAAUGUGUGUGUGUCUUAUGGAGCGAAUGCAGGCUGCGCAGCUAUCCCAGAAGCCAGAACAGCAAGAGGGAUUGCUGCUUUCGCUGUGCAGCGAUCCCUCUUGCUGUUCUGGCUUCUGAGAUUCAGAAUAUCUUUUUUCUUGUUUUCCUCCUCCAAAAACUAGGUGCGUCUUGUGGUCUGGUGCGCCUUAUAGAGCGAAAAAUACGGUAUUUAUGGGCGCACGUGGGAUUUUGGAUCUUGCGAAAGAUUGGCGUCUCAGGCUAGGACUAGCAUCACGGAAGCAUCAGUCUGGAAAGGGAAGAGCCCUGGAAUCCCUCCAAGUAUACGAUACACAGUCCAACACGUGUCUGCCCAGAGGCCAUCUGGUCCAAUGGGCGUGUAUAAAACCGCAGCCUAAGUUUCUAGACCUCUUUACUUUUGGAGAUCGUCCCUGCCGAUCCCCGAUCCCUGCAACCCCACUGGCUAGGAAUGCCGAAGGACAAGGAGUGUGGCGAAUGCAGCCCAAGUUUCUAGUCCUAUUUAAGGACGGAGGCGAUAAGAAGCGGGGGGGCCGAGGGGGUAGCAUUGGCUCUGCUGGAAGCUUGAUUGGUGAGUACCAAUCGGCCAGUAAUUUUUCGAAAGCUUGUGGCUGCAAUUUCUGCCUUGGAGGUUUGCGGGUUGGGCUAGAUGACCCUCCCAGGGAGCGGGGUCCCUUUCUGCAAUUCUGAUUCUAUAAAAUGAGGUUGCGGGGAGGAAGAACCCCUGAGCCCAGCCUGGAGCUCUUUGGAGGGAAGCAAUAAAAAGCAAACGAUUGGCUUUUGAAAAGGAAAACUGGGAUUUGGCCGAGGGGUAAAUUCUGGUGUUUUGCGGCAGCUCUGAUUUUCCGCGCCGGUGACUUUUCCCCUGGCGGCCGGUUGGGAAAAUCCCAGGAAUGCCAACAGCCAGUCGGACUGGUUAUUUUCCUUUUCUGUGUAUCCUGUUUUGCAUAGCAACUCCGAAGCAUGGAUUCCAGAUCACAGCUCCCAGCCGGGAAGUCUCCCUGGCGUAAAUCGUUAUAAUAUGGAUAGAAUUUCGAUUAUAAAGAAAUAACCUCACGUGUUAUUUCACCCUUCUCUCGCUGGGUGUAGAACUCCUGACCCACCCCCCUAAAAAUAAAAUAAAACAAAUUCCCUAAAUGAAAACGAUAACGUGAAAUGCUGAGGAAAUAAGCUGCAAUAUUGAUGCGAAAGGUUAUGGGUCUUGGGUCUGCCUCCGAGCCGCAGAGCCAGAGUUCCCGGACAUCCCUCUCUCGCCGCUUGAUCGGCUGAUGUUUUCAGGUAGGUUGCUCCUGCGCAUGGAGGUUCCACCGCAGGGGUCGGCAAACUACGGCCCGGGAGCCGGAUGUGGCCCCACCAGGCUCACCAAUCCGGUCCCAGUGCUGAGCUAAACCGGCAUGGCGUUUCCUUGAAAAGAGACCGACUUCCGCGGCGCUGGCACAGUUUCAGAUCGGCUGCCGAAAGCUCCUGCAGCCAAUCCAAAGCCGGGCCACCUGCGGGCUGAGGUAAACCCGGGCAGCAGGUCUGGGCCGUGCUAUGGGCAUCGUGGCGAGCACGUCGCGGGGUACCUCGGGUUACAUACGCUUCAGGUUACAGACUCCGCUAACCCAGAAAUAGUACCUUGGGUUAAGAACUUUGCUUCAGGAUGAGAACAGAAAUUGUGCAGUGGUGGCAGCAAGAGGCCCCAUUAGCUAAAGUGGUGCUUCAGGUUAAGAACAAUUUCAGGUUAAGAACGGACCUCCAGAAUGAAUUAAGUACAUAACCAGAGGUACCGCUAUAUUUACAUUUUUCAAAAUGUAGUCCGGCCCCCCGCAAUGUCUGAGGAACAGUGGACUGGCCCCCUGCUGAAAAAGUUUGCUGAGCCCUGUUCUACUGCCUUGGUUUGCCGCUGUGGGUUAAACCACAGAGCCUAGGACUUGCCGAUCAGAAGGUCAGCGCUUCGAAUCCCCGCAACGACGGGGUGAGCUCCCGUUGCUCGGUCCCUGCUCCUGCCAACCUAGCAGUUUGAAAGCACACCAGUGCAAGUAAAUAAAUAGGUACCACUCCGGUGGGAAGGUAAACGGCGUUUCCGUGCGCUGCUCUGGUUUGCCAGAAGCGGCUUAGUCCUGCUGGCCACGUGACCCGGAAGCUGUACGCCGGCUCCCUCAGCCAAUAAAGCGAGAUGAGCGCCGCAACCCCAGAGUCGGCCACGACUAGACCUAACGGUCAGGGGUCCCUUUACCUUUAAUCGUCAGUCGCGGACGCUUAUCGGACUAAAAGCGAACCGGCGUCCAGCCGGAUAUUUCUGCGAAAUACCAAAAGCAACUUCUUCUGUCUUCCUGCGUUGUUGUGUAAACCGCUGCCCGCAGCAAGCAGUAUUUAGUGCUAAACUGCUCCUGGAUGAGGAAGCUCUAUGGAUCAUCCUCAGGAUUAGGUAGAGUCCUUUACGGCAGGCCGAAAAUUGAACUGAGAUACCACCCACUCCCUCAUCCCCUGAGACGUUACAUAAAGCGAUCGCAAUCUCGGGUUUUGUAUCGGGGCAGGGCUGUUUUCAUCGGCACGCGGCUAAUUAUAGGGAAGGGGAGGGAAAUAAUCUCAUUAAAUUCUGACUGAUGACAGGCUAGAGAGGGAUCGCUUUGCACGGCAAAGCACAGCAGUGAGGUGAGCAGGAACGGGGAAAUUUAUCCUCCUGCAAUCGCAAUAAAAAUAAAAUUCCUUGUCUGCGUUUCAGAGACGCGUUGAAGGCAUGCCGUUCUGAACUUAUCCAAAAUGGUUCAAGUCUAGCCAAGGGCCUCUUUCGCCGCCUUCCCCCUUGCUUAAAUCUCUGCCUCUCUUGUGCCCGUCUGUGAAAUGGGCGCAGGAGCAAGGAUGGGUGGAUCAGCCGCGAGGGUGACGGUGUCUGAGGAGGAAGUGUCGGCCCAAGGCUAAGGUUGGGGACUUGUGAAGCAACAUAAUUAAUCAGGGAAUUUCUCGCUCCUUCCCAGCUGCCUGUCGGAAGUCUCCGGAAAGCCAAGGAAAAGCAAGCGAAGGAUGUCGGAGCAAAAAAAGUCCCAGAGUUUGGAGGAGACGGUUGGUGAGGCAGCCAGGAAUGGACACAACCCGCCCCUUUCGCGGUGAGUUUUGGCAAAAAGAGAGGCUCCGAAUCGCUUGUGUGUUUGACCUACUUUAGGGCAGAUGACACCCAGUUCUACCUCUCCUUUAAAUCAGAACCAGUGAAGGUCCUAUGUGAGUGCCUGGAGGCGGUUGGAGGAUGGAUGGCGGCUAACAGAUUGAGGUUGAAUCCUGACAAGACAGAAGGACUGUUUUGGGGGGACAGGAGGCGGGCAGGUGUGGAGGAUUCCCUGGUCCUGAACGGGGUAACUGUGCCCCUGAAGGACCAGGUGCGCAGCCUGGGAGUCAUUUUGGACUCACAGCUGUCCAUGGAGGCGCAGGUCAAUUCUGUGUCCAGGACAGCUCCAUCUGGUACACAGGAUGAGACCCUCCCUGCCCGCAGACUGUCUGGCCAGAGUGGUGCAUGCUCUGGUUAUCUCCCGCUUGGACUACUGCAAUGCGCUCUAUGGGGGGCUACCUUUGAAGGUGACCCGGAAACUGCAAUUAAUCCAGAAUGCGGCAGCUAGACUGGUGACUGGGAGUGGAGACCACAUAACACCGGUUCUGAGAGAUCUGCAUUGGCUCCCAGGAUGUUUCCAAGCACAAUUCAAAGUCUUGGUGCUGACCUUGAAAGCCCUAAAUGGCCCAGUAUCCCUGAAGGAGCAUCUCCACCCCCAUUAUUCUGCCCAGACACCUGGGUCCAUCUCCCGAGGAACUUCUGGCGGUUCCCUCCCUGCGAGAAGUGAGGUUACAGUGAACUAGACAGAGGGCCUUCUCGGUGGUGGUGCCCUCCCUGUGGAACGCCCUCCCUUCAUCCCUUUGUCUACAUAAAUAAUCAUUUAAAUUCAUUUCCAUUGUUUCUGGAUUAUAUUCUUUUGGUCUUUCCUUAUAAUUCUUUUUAAAAAUGAUUUUCAUCUUAUUUGUUAAGACCCCAGUAAAAAAAUUAUAGUCUAUAUUCAACAGAGAAAUCGGUCUAUAAUUUUUAAUCAACUUCGGGUCUGAUGGAUUUUGACAGGGGACUGAUUUAUAAAUCCGGGGACUAUCCCCGGGAAACGGGGAUGUCUAGUAACCUUUUAGCAAGUUUAGCUGGUGUUGAAUACCAUCUGUACAUCAUUUUCAUAACAUUUUCUUCAAGUGCAUUGCAUGCAAUAAAAUUACAGUAAUCCUUCCAUAACGUUUCCCAGGAUUCUAACUGAAUAUUAACUCCAAAAUCUUUAGCCCAUUGUAACAUCACCCCUUUGACCUCCUCAUCCUUAGUGUGCCAGCAGUAAUUUAUACAUUUUCGACAAUCUUUUCCUCUUAUUUAAGAGCAUCUCUGUUUCUCCCGUUCCUUUUAGAUCCAAGACCUACGAUCCGUCUUACUCCAAAGAAGCCGAGAAAGAAACUUUGGCCUCUGCUCAGCACAGGAAGUUGGACUCCAAUGUAAGCUUGGCCGGCAGAGAGAGCCUUUUCCGACUGCUCUGAUUUGUAAUUAUUAACUAGUUCGUAUAAUCGUAGAGUUGGAAGGGCCCCCCAGUGGUCAUCCAAUCCAACCCCCUUGCAGUGCAGGGAUGAAUAAUAGACUUUCUAUCCUGCCCUGAUUCCGCAAAGCGGCUGACACAUCUACCAUUUCAAACUGUAGCCUUAUUAGACUUUACCGAUGGCACGGUGAGCGUUGCUCCCAGAACAGGGAGGAAGGAGUCAAAUGACAUUGAGGUUGAUUCAGAGAAAGAGUUUAUUCUGCUCUCUGGAUAGCAGAAGGCACUUGCGUGGUCAGUUCACAGCAAGUCCAAAGAAAUGAGAAAUUUCAUGCAGUAUAUAUAUAUCCUCCAGGCACCCUCUCCCCCCUUCCCCAGGAAUCCAACCACGUCAGCUUAUACACGUAAGUUGACAUCACAGAUGUUCCUGUUCUGGUACUCUUGACCAUAAAAGGGUGUUCCUGUUCCUGUAUUCCUUAUCUUGGGGUAAGAAGGUCACCAACUCUAAGAGUACUCCUGGAGCCGUUCCCGGGGGGCUGACAAGGUCUGUGCGUCAUUGUGGUCAGGAAGUAAGAUAAGACCCAGACGUGCCAUCCCUGCUCCACUCGGAACUGGCAAGGCCAUCCAUUGCCGUCACGGACUGAUAAAGGAGAGGGCUUUGAGCACUUGUUUAUACAGUUGGGCUUCUGUUUAUACAUUGGCUCAAGAGCUCAAGUUAAUGCGUUUUAGAAAUGCUCCCUUGGAGAAGGAAAAAUGUGGAUUUUGGGUCCCGUUUCAGACUGACUGCACAGAAACCCAUUCCUUCCCCCUUCAAAACCUGAAAGUUCAUAGCGAUUGAGACGGGUGGGGAGCGUUCCACAACCAGGGAGCCACCACCAAAAAGGCCAUGUCCCUGCCAUAGUUAGGGAAGAAGGGAGGGAAGAAAAAAGAGAAAAUGAACGACAAAAAGACUUCUGGUUCUCAGUCUGUUAAAUAUAGUAUUCACAUAUUAACAUCCAUCUGUUCUGUUUUCUAUAAGCCAGUAAUUCCCCCCACCCCAAUCUUCAAAUCCAUCUGUUACGAGUUCGUUUUCUCUUUCACGCUAAAAGUCCGUCAGAAGUUUCCGGUCCUUAAUAAGUAUUGUAGAAUCGUAGAAUCCUGAACUGCAGGAAUCUCAGCUGACCCGGAUCAGGGCUAAACAGAUAACCUGUCUCUCUCUCUCUCCCCUUUCCACAGCUGGUGAAACACGCUCUCAACUUCCGAAGGGUGUUCAAAGACUUCCCUGAGGAGGAAGAUCUCUUGCAGAGUAAGUGCUUGAAUUAAUUAAUUAAUCUUUAUUUGCAUCAGCCAUCGACCAUAGCAAUAAAACAACACUACAAUAUACAAAGAAUAGAACUAAAAAGUCAAUUAUAUACAAUACAUUUGAGGGCUUUGGAUCAAUGGUCAAAUAGUGGAUCUUAUUCUGAUUGCCCCAGCGAAAAACCUUGCCACCUUUGCCGUCACCUGCUCCUCUUGAUCUGCCAAGGGAAAGGACACUGGGGCAGGGGCUGGACGACCCGGGAUGGACGAUAAAAGAGGGGUGAUAAUCUCAUUCCUCAAGUCUUUAUCAAGAGGGCAAGCCAGAAGGGCAUGUGCCACUGAUUCGGGACUGCCGUCUCCACAGGGACGUUUUUUGUGUGGGAUCUGUUGGAAUCGUCCCUCGAGUCCAGACGAGGGCAAGACAUUCAAUCUUGCGAGACUCAAAGCGUUUCUAUAUUAUAGAAUUGCUAGGUUAUGCAGAGAGGGUUCCAGAGAGUCGAAAUGGGAAGGUGGAAAAUAGUCAUGCCAUCGGCACAAUUUCCUUAUUGUGGCCAAGUUGUUCCAACGCUCAAUAUCAUUUAAAGGUAAAGGGACCCCUGACUAUUAGGUCCAGUCAUGGCCGACUCUGGGGUUGCGGCGCUCAUCUCGCUUUAUUGGCCGAGGGAGCCGGCGUACAGCUUCCGGGUCAUGUGGCCAGCAGGACUAAGCCGCUUCUGGCGAACCAGAGCAGCGCACGGAAACGCCAUUUACCUUCCCGCCGGAGCGGUACCUAUUUAUCUACUUGCACUUUGACGUGCUUUCGAACUGCUAGGUGGGCAGGAGCAGGGACCAAGCAACGGGAGCUCACCCUGUCAUUGCGGGGAUUCGAACCGCCGACCUUCUGAUCGGCAAGCCCUAGGCUCUGUGGUUUAACCCACAGCGCCACCCGCGUCCCUUCAAUAUCGUUUAGGCACUGAUAAAAAUCUUGGAGGGUGUGCAGCCGCCGCCACUAUUCUGCAUCCAUUUCGCUCCUCCGUGCUUCGUGAAAAACGAAGAGAAGUUAGGAGGAGUUUGCAUGCAACCCGCUCCUCCCAGGGGGCCCGACCCUGGUUGCUGUGUGAUGGUUCGCCACACUGAGGACUAGAAUCAUGGCAGCUUCUUUGCCAACCCUUCCUUCCUGGUUUUUCCCCCGCAGCGUUUUCGUGCGCCUGGCAACGGGAGGUUCCUUAUCACGGCCGCCUGUAUAUAUCCGAAAAUCACGUCUGCUUCUACUGCAGCAUGGUGCACCGGGAAGUAAAGGUAGGGGCUCUCGGGCCGAGGUUAAAGCAGGGGUCAGCAAACUUUUUCAGCCGGGCGCCGGUCCACUGUCCCUCAGACCUUGUGGGGGGCCGGACUAUAUUUUGGAAAAAAGAAAUGAACGAAUGCCUAUGCCCCACAAAUAACCCAGAGAUGCAUUUUAAAUAAAAGCACACAUUCUACUCAUGUAAAAACACGCUGAUUCCCGGACCGUCCGCGGGCUGGAUUGAGAAGGCGAUUGGGCCGGAUCCGGCCCCCGGGUUGAGGAUCUGCAGAGGUUAUUCUUCCUUCCCUUUCGUUGCCUAGACAAAAGCUAGCUGGGAUAAUGUUGUGGGACGUCAUAAGCUCUUCUUAUAGUUGUUGCAGGAAUUUAUGUAUAGGUUGGGAGUGGGUUUGCCCCUCCAGCAGAUAUCACGCACAUGCAGCCCACUACCAAAACCAGCACCAUCGCUUUUGUGACUUUAUGAUUUGUCCCCACAAAACACUUCAUCGCAGUUUCUUCCUAUCUAUACAAAGGGCCUUUGCUGCACGAUACCAAAUGUCAGAAUUCACUGAUCAAUGUCUGUAUGUACUGGCUCACUGGGAAAACUUCAGAAAUUCCUAUAGACCUGUGAGCUCAGCUCCUCAGCAGCCCCUCUGCCUGAGUGAUAAUCCCUGGCCUCCUGAUACCUGAGUGCCAGACAGGUAGCCAUUCCAGAAAGAACAAACCCAGAUGAAGACAAAAGGGUGGGAUGAACUUGGCUGGGAAACAGGGAAAUGUAAAUAUCUCUUUUGUUCCACUUGAUGGGUGUUUGGUGGAGGGCAAGGGGAACCAUGGGGCAGGGUCCAGGAUGCUCAGAUUAUGGCCACCAGACCUCCCAUUUCAUGAUGUAACCAUGAUGUAUUAGUGAUGUAGUUUGGGGGCUGUAACAUGGGGAUUAGCAGCUAAUAAAAGUUUGGGUUCUCUCUUGUUUGGGGCGUCCAUCUUGUUCCACCUUGUGGCAGGUGGGAGUCCUGUGGCGACAGUCUUCAAUAAAGACCAAGCCUACUAGCUGCUGUUUUGCUCUGGUAUUCCUGGCUGGUGUCCUUGUUUUUUGUCCAAGGGAGCCCUCAGAUUUCUCCGUUAACAUAGUCUUGUGGUCUCUCUCUGUGGUAUAAAGAUACCGUUUCCCCAUGAAGCAUGUUGGGUCAUAUCCUGUGCUUCCCUGUCCCUCAUCUCUCUCUCUCUCUCUCUCUCUCUCUCUCUCUCUCUCUCUCUCUCCUUCCUCUCCUUUUCCCGGACCGACAGGUUGUCAUCCCAGUUCCAUCCAUCAGCAUCCUCAAAAAGGCCAACACAGCUUUGCUGGUACCCAACGCCGUCUGCAUCCGGACAUCGGAUGGAGAAAAGGUGAGAGCCGAGCACCGCCGGAUUUACGUAUAAGCUCAACAUAUCUCUAGCUUAGGACCCCACUUUCUUAAAGGUAAAGGGACCCCUGACCAUUAGGUCCAGUGGUGACCAACUCUGGGGUUGCGGCGCUCAUCUCGCUUUAUUGGCCGAGGGAGCCGCCGUACAGCUUCCGGGUCAUGUGGCCAGCAGGACUAAGCCGCUUCUGGCGAACCAGAGCAGCGCACGGAAACGCCGUUUACCUUCCUGCCAGAGUGGUACCUAUUUAUCUACUUGCACUUUGACGUGCUUUCGAACUGCUAGGUGGGCAGGAGCAGGGACCGAGCAACGGGAGCUCACCCCGUCAUCGCGGGGAUUCGAACCGCCGACCUUCUGAUCGGCAAGCCCUAGGCUCUGUGGUUUAACCCACAGCGCCACCCAUGCCCCCCCACUCUCUUGGGGGCCCCAAAAAAAUUUAAAGGGAAAAGAAAACUGCAUGCACAUUUCCAACAUAUAAGAUAAAAAAAACAAUAAAAUAAAACCUACCUGCAGCAACAGUGUUUUGUGUUGUGUAGGCUCCUGUGAUGUAAGUCAUGGGCCCCGCCUGCUCCGUAAAAUAUCCCUGCUUUGCUCCUUUCUAUAUAUAGGGUGCCUACAUUCUGCAUGGACUGGUUGCAGGGCAACAUGGGCAAAUGGCUUUAGAUACCUAUUAGGUCCAUCAAUUACCAUAUAGCAUAUAUUCAACACACACAAAAACCAGCGACAGUUUGCUGUUGACAAAGGACAGCUGGACAUAGAAAGGGCCCCAUGACCUUCAGGAGCUGAGGGCCUCAUCAAACCUAAAUCUGGCCCUGGCUAUGUCAAUGGGUUCGCAAAGUUGUUUUUCCUAGUUUUGCCGAAAGCUGUUGCGCUUUUCGUUGAGCAAAAUCUCCAAAUCAAUAAUGAAAAGAAGAGUUUAACUACACUUUCACCAGGGACACGGGUGGCGCUGUGGGUUAAACCACAGAGCCCAGGACUUGCCGAUCAGAAGGUCGGCAGUUCGAAUCCCCACGACGUACCCCGUUGCUCAGUCCCUGCUCCUGCCCACCUAGCAGUUCGAAAGCACCUCAAAGUGCAAGUAGAUAAAUAGGUACCGCUCUGGCAGGAAGGUAAACGGCGUUUCCGUGCGCUGCUCUGGUUCGCCAGAAGCGGCUUAGUCCUGAUGGCCACAUGACCCGGAAGCUGUACGCCGGCACCCUCAGCCAAUAAAGUGAGAUGAGCGCCGCAACCCCAGAGUCGGCCACGACUGGACCUAAUGGUCAGGGGUCCCUUUACCUUUACACUUCCGCUAUGUCCGGGAAAUUCUGGACUCAUGGCAGCCCUUCGCUGAAGCAACAGGUCCUAGGGGAAUGCUUUUAAGUGUGCAUUGAAUGUGAUUUAAAUUACGGUUCUUUAUUGAAUUGAUACGCUCCACUCCAUUCGAGGCUCACAAAGCAGUUUGCAGAAUUUGUAUGUUGGCCCUGACGGAAACUCCGAACAUUUCAGCCUCCUAAGAAUCCCAUUUUUAAAAUAAACCCAGCAAGGCUCUAGUCCUCUUUGCCCGGGCUUUUCCUCUAGCACGCUUUCCGAUCUAUUAUGGGGUGUUAUUUCUGUGUGGAAGGCUAGGCUGGCUCCCCGUCGGAAAGGAACAGAAAGCAAAAUAUGAGAUUGAGGGGUCUGUUUUGUUCCACGGGGUGAAGACUGCAAUCUUAUUUUAUUUUAUCUUACCCCUUCUUCCCACUCCGCAGUUCCUGUUUGGGUCCCUCCGCUCCCGGGAAACCGUUUACCAGGUCCUGCGUUCCAUCUGCAAACACCUCCAGGUAAUUAAUAAUAAUAAUAAUAAUAAUAAUAAUAAUAAUAAUAAUAGAGUGGUGCCUUGGUUCUCUGUUGGGAAACACACACACACACCUUGAUGUGGUGCCAAGAUUCAAAAUCUCAGGAAGAUACCAUCUUUCAUUUUUUAAACCAUCCUAAGUUUCUAGUCGUUGUGACCAACAUUACCUCUACCCAGGGGAAAAAAUGGAGGGAGCAAGAACUUUUGUUGGAGAAAAGAUGGGGCGGAAUUGUAAUACAGUGGUACCUUGGGUCUCAAACUUAAUCCGUUCCAAAACCAAAGCAUUCCAAAACCAAGACAGCGCUUUCCCAUAGAAAGUAAUGCAAAACGGAUUAAUCCGUUCCAAUCAGCACGUUUUUACAUGAGUAGAAGGUGUCCUUUUAUUUAAAAUGCAUCUCUGGGUUAUUUGUGGGGCCUGCCUGGUGUUUGUACAUGAGUAGAAUGUGUGCUUUUAUUUAAAAUGCAUCUCUGGGUUAUUUGUGGGGCAUAGUAAUUGGUUCAUUUCCCCCCUCAAAAUAUAGUCCGGCCCCCCACAAGGUCUGAGGGACAGUGGACCGGCCCCCUGCUGAAAAAGUUUGCUGACCCCUGCUAUAGAUGGAUUGGAAUUGAAUAAUAAUAAUAAUAAUUUUUAUUAUUAUUAAAGAUAAUCCACAGUCCUGAAAUUAGGAAAUCCGGUCCGUCUUAGGUACAGCUAUGAAUCUCAUGGGGGGUUGGGAUAGAUGACUUUUGGAGGGUCCUUCCACUUCUAUGGUCCCAGUUCUUUAUUUCUCUUCUGCUUCCUCUAUAGGACGGCAGUCGAAACAACAGCCCAACCACAGCGCAAAACCUUUCGGACCAGCUGCUUAAGAUUUCCCUGGUAAGAAGUUGCCGUCUCUGUGUUUUGUGUGCCCAGCCAUCGUUUUGGGAUUAGGAAUAAUUAGGAUCAAAAGGCUACAGGUGUAGGGCACCCGCUUAUAAAAUAAUAUAUGCUAUAUGGUAAUUUAUGGACCUCAUAGGUAUCUCAAGCCAUUUGCCCAUGUUGCCAUAUAACCAGUCCAUGCAGAAUGUAGGCACCCUAUAUAUAGAAAGGAGCAAACCAGGGAUAUUUUAGCCACCCUAUAAAUAGGGUGAAAGAGGAGAGCGCAAAAUAUGGUUUGAAGCUCAACAUCAAAAAAAUGAAGAUCAUGGCCACUGGGCCCAUCACCUCCUGGCAAACAGAAGGGGAAGAAAUGGAGGCAGUGAGAGAUUUGACUUUCUUGGGCUCCAUGAUCACUGCAGAUGGUGACAGCAGCCACGAAAUUAAGAGACGCCUGCUUCUUGGUAGAAAAGCAAUGACAAACCUAGACAGCAUCUUAAAAAGCAGAGACAUCACCUUGCCAACAAAGGUCCGUAUAGUUUAAGCUAUGGUUUUCCCAGUAGUGAUGUAUGGAAGUGAGAGCUGGACCAUCAAGAAGGCUGAUCACCAAAGAAUUGAUGCUUUUGAAUUCUGGUGCUGGAGGAGACUCUGGAGAGUCCCAUGGACUGCAAGAAGAUCAAACCUCUCCAUUCUGAAGGAAAUCAGCCCUGAGUGCUCACUGGAAGGACAGAUCCUGAAGCUGAGGCUCCAAGACUUUGGCCACCUCAGCAGAAGAGAAGACUCCCUGGAAAAGACCCUGAUGUUGGGAAAGAUUGAGGGCACAAGGAGAAGGGGACGGCAGAGGACGAGAUGGUGGGACAGUGUUCUCGAAGCUACCAGCAUGAGUCUGACCAAACUGUGGGAGGCAGAGGAAGACAGGAGGGCCUGGCGUGCUCUGGUCCAGGGGGUCACGAAGAAUCGGGCACGACUAAACGACUAAACAACAACAAAUAUAUAGAAAGGCACCCUAUAUAUAGAAAGGAGCAAACCAGUGAUGUUUUAGGGAGCAGACGAGCAGUCGGGGCCGGUUAUUUACUGUAUUUUUCGCCCCAUAGGGCGCACCAGCCCAUAGGACACACCUAGUUUUGGUGGGGGGAAAUAAAGAAAAAAAAAUUUUCCCCCCAGCCCCCAGAACAGGCAGCUCUUCGCAAGCCUUGGGAGACCGGCGCGACUUCCUGCCGGGCUCCCACGCCUUGCGGAUAUCUGCCUGAAGCCCAAACCAGGUCGGGGAACAGCGGGAUGGCGGCGCUGCGUCUCCCCACUGUCCCCCGAGCUUGUGGGGCUGGCGGCAGGGAGAAGCGCGCAUCUCCCCGCCGCCAGCCUCCAAACCAGGUCGGGGAACCGAAGCCCGGGGAACUCCCGCCAGGCUCCCACGGCUUGCGGAGAGCUUCCUGAAGCCUGGAGAGCGAGAGGGGUGCAUUCUCCCCAUAGGACGCACACACAUUUCCCCUUCAUUUUUGGAGGGGAAAACUUCUAUUUUGGAAAUGUACAUCCAGUUUUUUCCCGCUUUUAAAAUUUUUGGUGGCCCUAAGCUAUAGCUUGUUUAGUUUAGACGUAAAUCUGGCACUGCCAAGAUUGGGAAAAACUCCUGCCUGUCAAAACCCUGGUCAGCGGAGGCAAUGCUAAGCUAGGUGUCUGGACGCAACCAAAUUCCCCCACCCCCCCCAUCGUUCCCAACCUCUCGCUAUUUUCGUUCCCCUCGCAGACCCCAAAGGAGUUGGACGGCAGCCGGACGCCCCCCCUGGACGAAACCCUCCCGGAAGAGCCUGGUGAGAUUUGGGUCGUUUCUGUUUAUUUGAUACAAAGUUCAGUGUCUAACCUUUGGAACUGCCCGCCUAGUGAUAUUAAGCAGGUGCCUUCUCAGUAGUUUUUUUGCUGCCCUGCUGAAAGCAUUACUGUUUAAACAAUCCUGCCCUGUUGCUUAGAAAGUAAUUUUAAUCCGUUUUAGUAUUUUUCCCCCCUCCAAAUAAUUUUUAUUAGUUUUCCGAAUUUUUAACAAAUCCUCCCAAAUUGCACCAGAUUUAAUCCCAUUAAGUUGACACUCUUUGUCAUCAAUAAGGUCCCUUCUUCCCCCUAUUUCUGUCCUUCGUAUUCCAUUAUGUAUUUCCAAUUCACGUCCCAUUUUAAUCUUAAAUCCAGGGUGGUGAUUUAUGGACCUAGUAGGUAUCUAAAGCCAUUUGCACAUCACAAAAUAUGUAUUUUAUCAAAGUCAUUGUUGGAUUGAAAUACAAUUAAGAAGUAUACAGUGAAAUACAAUUAAGAAGAAGCAUAUUCAUAGGGAAAUAAUUAUUAAGCUCUAACUUAAAAUGAUUUUUUUAUCCAUAACAAACUUAAUAAUGCAAACACAUUGGCAUUUGGCAAUGGCAAAAGUUCUUUAGAAACAGUUUCCAAAGACUCAUCAUCUAUUCUCUGGAAGCCUGCUGUAACAUGAAAUAAUAAGAGGUGCAAAUAUAUGAUGCAAACUACUAAUAAUUAGAAAUAGCUUUAUUAAUGUGAAAUUGAGUGUUAUAAACAAAUGCAAUUGUAAUAAUAAUAAUAAAUUUUAUUUAUACUCCACCAUCCCCGGCCAGUGCCGGGCUCAGGGUGGCUAACACCAGUAAAAUUACAAUAAAAACAUAAUUUAAAAUACAAUUUAAAAUGCAGCCUCAUUUUAAAAGUGGAUCAAAACUGUAGUUAAUACAAGCCCAUAACUUACAUCCUAGGAGCCUACACAACACAAAACACUGUUGCUUGAUGUAGGUUUUAUUUUAUUUUAUUUAUCAUAUAUUUUGGAAAUGUACAUCCCUUUAAAUUUUUUGGGGGGGCCCUAAGCUAUAGCCUGUUUAGCUUAUAUGUAAAUCCGGCACUGAGUCAAUACCUCGCUUUCAGGCUGACUGCCCUCGCAGGGUUGUUGAGAGGGUGAAAUGCAACUUUAAUUUUAUUUUAUUUUUAAUAAAAAGCCUUAACCAUCUUCUUUCGCAGAUGGGGCAGAUAAGAGCCAGAGCCCCCCAACGGCAGCUAUCGAACCACACUGGGCAGCAGCAAACAGAGGUGAGUGGCUUUCCUCGCCGUUUUGCAAACCGCCCUCUCCAAAUUCUCCUGAAACCUCUUUUUCGCCAGCCAAACUGGGCAUUGCAAUCCAAAGGCCAAAGAGAGAGACUCUCAGCCAUCAAGAGACCAAUUGAAUUGUAUUCAAUUGUGGGAUAUCAGAGUUUUUUGGGCUGGGUGUUCAUCAGUAUGCAGAUGACACCCAGCUCUACCUCUCCUUUAAAUCAGACCCAGUGAAGGCGGUGAAGGUCCUGUGUGAGUGUCUGGAGGUGGUUGGAGGAUGGAUGGCGGCCAACAGAAUGAGGCUGAAUCCUGACAAGACAGGACUGUUUUUGGGGGACAGGAGGGGGGCGGGUGUGGGGGACUCCCUGGUCCUGAAUGGGGUCACUGUGGCCCUGAAGGACCAGGUGCGUAGUCUGGGGGUCAUUUUGGACUCACAGCUGUCCACGGAGGCGCAGGUCAAUUCUGUGUUCUGAUACGCAGGAUGAGACCCUCCCUGCCGGCAGACUGUCUGGCCAGAGUGGUGCAGCAAUAAGUUAUAUGUAAUUGACUUAAGGAGUAGACAGGAGGUCAGGUCUAUAGUCGAAAGACCUCUUUCCUUUUUGUUAAAACGCUUUGUGUUUUGUUUUUACUGCGUUUAUUAUUAUUUCUACUUUUUUUUUGUUCAGUUUGGAUGUAUGGCUUUGUUUGUUGUGCAUUAAUAAUAAUAAUAAAAUAAUCCAAUAAAUAAAUAAAUUCAUAUGUCUUUUCCCAGGCCUUUUUAAUAAUUAAAUAAUAAUAAUAAUAAUAAUAAUAAUAAUAAUAAUAAUAUACCGCCUCUUUUUCUUUCCAGGAGGGGUAAGGUCCACAAAGUCCUGGCGGAGCUGGAAGGCUCACCUCAGCCCCCUCAACACUGUCAUCCUCAUCUAUCUCUGCUUGUGAGUGGGCCAGUUUUCUGGGGGGCGAUCGUUAUGAUUCCUGCACUGAAAGCGGGUUGGGAUGGAUGACCUUUGGGUUCCCUUCUGCCUGUGCAAUUCUACGAUUCCAUGAAGCCACGCAGCUUGUUGAAUCCACCUCUUGGCCCCUUCCCUACUAAACUUUUGGCUGCACUAGAAGACUUAUUGGUGGGACGCGGGUGGCGCUGUGGGUUAAACCACAGAGCCUAGGACUUGCCAAUCAGAAGGUCGGCAGUUCGAAUCCCCGUGAUGGGGUGAGCUCCCAUUGCUCAGUCCCUGCUCCUGCCCACCUAGCAGUUCAAAAGCACAUCAAAGUGCAAGUAGAUAAAUAGGUACCGCUCCGGCGGGAAGGUAAACGGCGUUUCCGUGCGCUGCUCUGGUUCGCCAGAAGCGGCUCAGUCCUGCUGGCCACAUGACCCAGAAGCUGUACGCCGGCUCCCUCAGCCAGUAAAGCGAGAUGAGCGCCACAACCCCAGAGUCGGCCACGACUGGACCUAACGGUCAGGGGUCCCUUUACCUUUACCUAGAAGAAAAAUUAAGACGAUCGUCCCAUUGGCUGGAGGAUAAAAUUGCCAAUCGCUGUUAGCCACAAUGGCUUCAUUUUUUCCUCUCCACUGAGCAACCAAGGCGAUGGAGGUUCUGGAAACCUUAGCCUGAUGAGGAACGGUUGAAGGACCUGGAUAUGUUUAGCUUGGAAGAGAGAGAGUGGAGACGCUCUUAUAAAAUCUUAAUAUUGUGAUAUCUCGUUUUCAGGGUGGUGGUCCUACUCCUUUCCUCGGGUUAUAUCGGCCUGCGCAUCGUGCAACUGGAAGAACAGUUGAUCUCCAUGGGAGCGUGGCCCGAAAUAGACUUGCAGCAGCACCAGUGAGUUUUUGGGGCUUUUCGUUCCUCUGUUUUACCUCCGUUUUACGGCUGACGGUGUAAAAUAUGGUAGGCAAACUAAGGCCCGGGGGCCGGAUCCGGCCCAAUCGCCGUCUCAAUCCGGCAGGCGGACGGUCCGGGAAUCAGCGUGUUUUUACAAGAGUAGAAUGUGUCCUUUUCUUUAAAAUGCAUCUCUGGGUUAUUUGUGGGGCAUAGGAAUUGGUUCGGUUUUUUUCCAAAAUAUAGUCCGGCCUCCGACAAGGUCGGAGGGACGGUGGACCGGCCCCCUGCUGAAAAAGUUUGCUGACCCCUGGCAUAAAAUGACAGUCCUGGUUAACUCUCUAAAACAGACACACACACACACCCCACAGAAGGAGAGGGGCAAAGGCUAUGUCACUUACCGUAUUUUUUGCUCUAUAAGACUCACUUUUCUAUUAGAAGCAGACUUCAGAAUAGCCCCUACCCUAAAAGUAAGCGGAAAUGUCAGUGUAGCGCCUUACCCUGGAGUAGAGUGCAGACUUCAGAGCAGACCUACCCACUAGAGGCAGACUCAGAACAGCCCCUACCCAUAGAGGCAGACUUCAGGAUAGCCCUCACCGCAUUAGAGGCAGACUUCAGAUUAGCCUCCAGCCCCAUUGAGGCAGAUUCAGAAUAGUCUUUUCCUAUUGAGGCUUAGUCUCCUACCCAAAACUAGAGUGCAGACUUCAGAAUGGUCCGGUACGCCUAUUAGAGGCAGACUUCAGAAUAGCCCCAUACCCUAUUAGAGGCAGACUUCAGAAUAGCCCCCUACCCUAUUAGAGGCAGAAUACAGAACAGCCCCCAACCCUAUUAGAAGCAGAAUUCAGAAUGCAGUAGCCCCCUACCCUAUUAGAUGCAGAAUUCAGAAUAGCCCCCGACCCGACAAGAGGCAGAAUUCAGAAUGCAGUAGCCCCCUACCCGAUUAGAUGCAGAAUUCAGAAUGCAGUAGCCCCCUACCCUAUUAGAGGCAGACUUCAGAAUAGCCCCCUACCCUAUUAGAAGCAGAAUUCAGAAUGCAGUAGCCCCCUACCCUAUUAGAUGCAGAAUUCAGAAUGCAGUAGCCCCCUACCCUAUUAGAGGCAGACUUCAGAAUAGCCCCCUACCCUAUUAGAGGCAGAAUUCAGAAUAGCCCCCUACCCUAUUAGAGGCAGACUUCAGAAUAGACCCCAACCCUAUUAGAGGCAGACUUCAGAAUAGACCCCAACCCUAUAAGAGGCAGAAUUCAGAAUAGCCCCCUACCCUAUAAGAGGCAGAAUUCAGAAUAGCCCCCUACCCUAUUAGAGGCAGACUUCAGAAUAGACCCCAACCCUAUUAGAAGGAGAAUUCAGAAUAGCCCCCUACCCUACAAGAGGCAGAAUUCAGAAUAGCCCCCAACCCUAUAAAAAGCAUGAUUCAGAAUAGCCCCUUGCUCAGUUGGUCCUACCUGAGAUGAUUAAUCUCAGGGUCUGGGUUCGAGUCAUGCGCUGGACAAAAAUAUUCCUGCAUCGCAGGGGUUGGACUCCCCAAUUCUAUAAAAAAGCAUAAUUCAGAAUAACCCCCCCGUACCCUCUAGAAAAAGCAGGAUUCAGAACAGUGGCUUGCACAAUCUACUAAGGAAGAUAAUAAUUCAAAACCUUAACAGUUAAUGGCACAUUUAUUCAAAGCCCGGUUAAAAAUAUUAUUCAGCAGUGGUCCGUCGGCUGCUUCCAGUAGGCUGAAUAAACAGGGGGAAAGUUUCUUCUUUUUCUCAGCUUUGUAACUUUUAAAUAUUUUCUUCCUGGACAGGUAUAAGACAACUUGAGGAUUUCGCAAGAUGUCCAGGCCAUCUGCUGCUGGUUGGGAAAUAGAGAAAUAGGGUUGCCAAAAGUCCAGGUUUUUUCCGGACAUGUCCAGGAUUCCAGCGACGAAAUUAGCAUCCAGGGGGAAUAACGUUUUAUUUUAUUUUUUGAAAAGCCAGCAAAAUGUCUGGGAUUUUGCAAACAGAACCGGGAAGCUCAACAACCCCCCAAAAACCCACAAUUUUUUGUGUCCGGGUUUUUAUUUCUCAAAAUACGGCAGCCCUAAAGAGACUUUUGCUUCGGCACUGUGGGUACCCGAAAAAACGUCUUGAGUCGCAAAAACGGAGGACAGUUCUUGUUUCAGCAGCCCGGCAAAGGAAGAACAAUUAUUUUAGCACGCGCCUUGAAUCCUAAAUGAUAUAAGUUAUACUGUCUUUAAGGUAUUUUAAUUUUUUUUUUAGCGCCCCUAAUUAUAUCUUGGGGAUCUCUGUGCAGAAAAUCUGCAAGGUGCCUUUCGAAACCCAACUCUGACUAGAUCUAAAAACACAGAGGGGAAAACACUCUAUAAACAAGUCAGUAAUUAAAUCGUUAUAACAAAAGAUGCAGAAAAACCGCUAUGGAAAAUCGCAUCUAAAAAAUUCUUUGCUCUCCAUCGCCCUCUGGUGUUGCAUGUGUAUAAUGCGUUCAAAACGCUGUUUCUUUGACUCAUGUAGCGGAGUUCUUUUUACCAUAUUUUUCAAAAAUCCUCUCUAAAAAAGGUGGGAAAAGAAAACCUUUUUUAAAAAGCGAGAGAUUUUGAGAGGAAGCUGUCCUCUUUUUGGUUUUUUGCUCUGGCUCCCUUUUUUAUAUUAAAAAGAUUCAAAUAUUAAUCAUGCAAUGAAAAGUUCCUACAUCCCGCCCCCCACAAAAGAACGGCUUCACUAGGGCGGUUCAUAAAAAACUUUUUGUAAAAAAAAUAUGCCUGUUCUUAAAUUACUACACUAGGGAUUACCGUAUUUUUCGCUCUAUAAGACGCACCAGACCACAAGAUGCACCUAGUUUUUGGAGGAGGAAAAGAAGAAAAAAAAUAUUCUGAAUCCCAGAAGCCAGAACAGCAAGAGGGAUCGCUGUGCAGUGAAAGCAGCAAUCCCUCUUGCUGUUCUGGCUUCUGGGAUAGCUGCGCAGCCUGCAUUCGCUCCAUAAGACGCACACACAUUUCCCCUUACUUUUUAGGAGGGAAAAAGUGAGCCUUAUAGAGCAAAAAAUACGGUAGGUGCCAGUACUCACCACGAAGUUGUUAUAUCAAGUGCCACAUUUUUAACCAGGAAAAAGGAAAAAGAAAGAUGUGCCGGUACUUUGCACCCCCAGAAAAAAUAUAUAGCUCUAUCUGAAAUUUCAUGCAUAUCAGUUAAUAUCUUGACCCUCUUCCACGAAAAUAGCUGUUUACUUGGUCGUUUUCCUAUGUCGCGAAGGCUGAAAUUUCAGUUCAGCAGAGCAGGGUCAAGAUAUUAACUGAUAUGCAUGAAAUUUCAGAUAGAGCUAAUAUACUAAUAUAUAUUUUUUUCUAGGAAAAAAGCACUGCAACAGUUGAAGGCUCGCCGGCAAGAUACUAAAAAGCAGCCUUAUAGCGAAAAGCACUUUAAGGGAGAAAAUACACUUCAACCUACAUAGCCUUUUUUAAAAAUAAAAAAUAAAUCCAACUGUUUAUUUAUACAUUUGAAAAUGAGAAGCGUUGCGUGAAUGACGAUACGUUUUGUGGAUGGAAUGGUGUUUCAAGUAGAGCGUAUUUGCUAAGUGGGUGUUUGAUGGGCGGGGUAUAAAUAAUAAAAAUUAUUAUUAUUAUUAUUAUUAGACAGCCAGUGCGGUUUUUGCCUGAGGUUUUUUGGAAGUGGCAUAUUAUUUUGGAAGCGAUGGCGCCUUGUUGCGUUGGAAAACCGGGAUUAUUGGCAAAGCUGGAGAUUUUUCAAGUCGUCUGCACUCCAAGACGGUGUUAAGAUUUAUAAUAAUAAUUUAUUAUUUAUACCCCGCCCAUUUGGCUGGGUUUCCCCAGCCACUCUGGGCGGCUUCCAACAAAACACUAAAAUACAAUAACCUAUUAAACAUUAAAAGCUUCCCUAAACAGGGCUGCCUUUUCCCUAAACAUUUAGGCUCCUUUUGGAGGAGAGGAAUUGAGGAAUUUGAGGGCCAUAUGCUUCUCUGACAGGCCCCUGGGACACUCC